This is a messenger RNA of Melopsittacus undulatus (budgerigar), 5281 nucleotides long. Its product is annotated as zinc finger protein 850-like. Gene Ontology annotation, molecular function: DNA-binding transcription factor activity, RNA polymerase II-specific; RNA polymerase II cis-regulatory region sequence-specific DNA binding. The record is from RefSeq and is a predicted model, not a curated record. Gene Ontology annotation, biological process: regulation of transcription by RNA polymerase II. NCBI's taxonomy places the organism in Eukaryota, Metazoa, Chordata, Aves, Psittaciformes, Psittaculidae.
CUAAUCUCCAGCAGUAACCUGCAAUACCAGCUGCAAUGGAGAGCGCAGAGAGGGGAGAAGAGGAAAUGUUGCACUAUGAGGAAACAAGAUGAUAAUGUCAAGUGAGUCCUGUCUCACAAUGUGGCACAGACAGUAUUGGGCCCCCGGAGCGGAGCCGGAGAUGCUCAUCCACAUGGAUCAGGAGGAGGAAGUGCGGAUGUCCCGUCUCCGCUCCUGCGAAGGGAAGAGUGCUCUGAGCGGCACCUCAGGUGAAGAUGGGAUUGUGAGCACGAUUGAAGACAAUGCCCAUCAAGGCAUCCCCAGCCCAGUGGAGCCGAAGGGUUUAUGCUCAGGACUGUUGGAGGAGAAGAGUUCCCAGGGUCCUGCAGAGGACCCUGUUCUCCCACACAGGUCAGAGAGGAUUCAGAGAUCCAAGAGCUUCCAGGUGAGCUCCAACCUCAUCCAGCAUCCGAGAAUCCACACCAGAGAAAAGCCCUUCACCUGCACUGAAUGUUGGAAGAGUUUCCAGAAGCGAUCACAUCUCAUCCGGCACCAUCGGGUGCACUCUGGGGAGAAACCCUACGAGUGCAGGACCUGUGGGAAGAGCUUCAGUCAGCGCUCAAACAUGAUCCAGCACCAGGUAACCCACACCGGGGAGAAGCCCUAUAAGUGUGCCAAGUGUGGGAAGAACUUCUUGAACAACUCAAAGCUCAUCCUGCACCAGCGGGUGCACACCGGGGAAAAACCCUACGAGUGCAGGACCUGCGGGAAGAGCUUCAGUGAGAGCUGGCAGCUGAUCCAGCACCAGGUGACCCACGCUGGGGAGAAGCCCUACAAGUGUGCUGAGUGCGGGAAGAGCUUCUUCAGGAAAUCGCACCUCAUCCGGCACCAGCUGGUGCACACCAGGGAGAAACCCUGGGAGUGCAGGACCUGUGGGAAGAGCUUCAGUGUGAGCUCAAAGCUGAUCCAGCACCAGGUAACCCACACAGGUGAGAUGCCCUACAAGUGUGAUGAGUGUGGGAAGAGCUUCAGUCUGAGCUCGAGUCUGAUCCGGCACAAGAUAAUCCACACUGGGGAGAAGCCCUACAAGUGUGCUGAGUGUGGGAAGAGCUUCUCCAGGAAAUUGGAUCUCAUGCAGCACCAGCGGGUGCACACCGGGGAGAAACCAUACCAGUGCAGGACUUGUGGGAAGAGCUUCAGUGUGAGCUCGAGUCUGAUCCGGCACCAGGUAACCCACACUGGGGAGAAGCCCUACAAGUGUGCUGAGUGCGGGAAGAGGUUCAUUGUGAGCUCGCAGCUGAUCCAGCACCAAGUAACCCACACCGGGGAGAAGCCCUACAAGUGUGCUGAGUGCAGGAAUAGCUUCAGUGUGAGCUCGCAGCUGAUCCAGCACCAGGUAAUGCACACCGGGGAGAAGCCCCACAAGUGUGCCGAGUGUGGGAAGAGCUUCUUCAUGAAAUCACACCUCAUCCAGCACCAGUGGGUGCACACUGGGGAGAAACCCUACGAGUGCAGGACCUGUGGGAAGAGCUUCAGCAUGAGCUCGGGUCUGAUUCGGCACCAGGUAACCCACACUGGGGAGAAGCCCUACAAGUGUUCUGAGUGUGGGAAGAGCUUCAGUGGGCGCUCAAACCUGAUCCAGCACCAGGUAACCCACACCGGGGAGAAGCCCUAUAAGUGUGAUGAGUGUGGGAGGAGCUUCUCCAGGAAAUCGCACCUCAUCCUGCACCAGCGGGUACACACUGGGGAGAAACCCUGGGAGUGCAGGACCUGCGGGAAGAGCUUCAGUGUGAGCUCAAAGCUGAUGCAGCACCAGGUAACCCACACCGGGGAGAAGCCCUACAAGUGUGCCGAGUGCGGGAAGAGCUUCUCCAACAGCUCUCGCCUCCUCCAGCACCAGUGGGUGCACACUGGGGAGAAACCCUACGAGUGCAGGAGCUGCGGGAAGAGCUUCAGCGUGAGCUCAUCCCUUACACGACACCAGCGGGUGCACACGAGGGAGAAGCCCUACUAGUGUGCUGAGUGCGUAAAGAGCUUUUCUGAGAACUUGAAGCUUGUCCAGCACCAGCAGGUGCAUGCUGCAAAGAAACUCUACAAGUGCAGGAGCUGUGGAAAGAGGUUCAGUGUGAGCUUAGCCCUGGCACGACACCAACAGGUCCACACCAGGAAGAAACCCUUCUGGUAUGUGGAUUGUGGGAAGAGCUUCGACAGGAGGCGGAAACACCAGCUAUUCCACACUGGGGAGAGGCCCUACUCUUGUGCCUACUGUGGGAACAGCUUUUGGCAGAGUGCCCACCUCAUCCGGUACCAGCGCAUCCACAUCGGGAAGCAUCCCUAUGCCUGUGCAGAGCAGAGGAUUCAGAGAUCCAAGAGCUUCCAGGUGAGCUCCAACCUCAUCCAGCAUCCGAGAAUCCACACCAGAGAAAAGCCCUUCACCUGCACUGAAUGUUGGAAGAGUUUCCAGAAGCGAUCACAUCUCAUCCAGCACCAUCGGGUGCACUCUGGGGAGAAACCCUACGAGUGCAGGACCUGUGGGAAGAGCUUCAGUCAGCGCUCAAACAUGAUCCAGCACCAGGUAACCCACACCGGGGAGAAGCCCUACAAGUGUGCCAAGUGUGGGAAGAGCUUCUCCAGGAAAUCGCAUGUCAUCCAUCACCAGCGGGUGCACACUGGGGAGAAACCCUACGAGUGCAGGACCUGUGGGAAGAGCUUCAAGAAGAGCUCGAAUCUGAUCCGGCACAAGAUAAUCCACACUGGGGAGAAGCCCUACAAGUGUGCUGAGUGUGGGAAAUGCUUCUCGAGGAACUUGAAGCUUGUUGUGCACCAGCAGGUGCACACCGGGGAAAAACCCUACAAGUGCAAGACCUGUGGGAAGAGCUUCAGUGUGAGCUCAAAGCUGAUCCAGCACCAGGUAACCCACACCGGGGAGAAGCCCUACAAGUGUGCUGAGUGCGGCAAGAGCUUCUCCAGGAAAGAACAGCUGAUCAUGCACCAUCGGGUACACACUGGGGAGAAACCCUAUGAGUGCAUGACCUGCGGGAAGAGGUUCAGCGUGAACUCAAACCUGAUCCAGCACCAGGUAGUGCACACCGGGGAGAAGCCCUACAAGUGUGCUGAGUGUGGGAAGAGCUUCAGUCUGAGCUCAAACCUGAUCCGGCACCAGGUAAUCCACACCAGGGAGAAGACCUACAAGUGUGCUGAGUGUGGGAAGAGCUUCUCCAAGAAAUUGCAGCUCAUCCAACACCAGCGGGUACACACUGGGGAGAAACCCUACGAGUGCAUGACCUGCGGGAAGAGGUUCAGCGUGAGCCACAGUCUUAUCCGGCACCAGUUAACCCACACCAGGGAGAAGCCCUACAAGUGUGCUGAGUGUGCGAAGACCUUCUCGGACAGUUCUCGGCUCCUCCAGCACCAGCGGCUGCACACCAGGGAGAAACCGUACGAGUGCAGGACCUGCGGGAAGAGUUUCAGUGUGAGCUCAAACCUGAUCCGGCACCAGGUAACCCACACCGGGGAGAAGCCCUACAAGUGUCCUGAGUGUGGGAAGAGCUUCAGUGUGAGAUCACAGCUGAUCCGGCACCAGGUAACCCACACCGGGGAGAAGCCCUACAAGUGUGCUGAGUGCGGGAAGAGCUUCAAUGUGAGCUCAAACCUGAUCCAGCACCAGGUAACCCACACCGGGGAGAAGCCCUACAAGUGUGCUGAGUGCGGGAAGAGGUUCUCCAAGAAAUUGCAGCUGAUCCUACACCAGCGGGUACACACUGGGGAGAAACCCUAUGAGUGCAGGACCUGUGGGAAGAGCUUCAGCGUAAGCUCGACUCUCAUCCGGCACCAGGUAGUGCACACCGGGGAGAAGCCCUACAAGUGUGCUGAGUGCGGGAAGAGCUUCUCCAACAGCUCUCGCCUCCUCCAGCACCAGCGGGUACACACUGAGAAACCCUACAAGUGCAGGAGCUGCAGGAAGAGCUUCAGUUUCAGAAAGAGUGUUUCUGAGAACUUGAAGCUUGUCCAGCACCAGCAGGUGCAUGCUGCAAAGAAACUCUACAAGUGCAGGAGCUGUGGGGCAAGCUUUAGCAUGAGCUCAGGCCUGGCACGACACCAACAGCUCCACACAAGGGAGAAACCCUACGAGUGUAUGGAUUGUGGGAAGAGCUUCAACAGGAGGUGUGAGCUUGUGAAACACCGGCUGAUCCACACUGGGGAGAGGCCCUACUCUUGUGGCUACUGUGAGAACAGCUUUCAGUAGGGUGCCCACCUCAUCCAGCACCAGUGCAUUCACACUGGGGAGUGUCCCUGCCUCUCUGCACAGUGCGGGAAGAGCUUCAGAGUGAGCUCGGCGCUCUUCCGGCACCAGCAGACCCACAGGGGGGAGAAGCCCUACAAUUGCGCUGAGUGCGGCAAGAGCUUCUCCAGGAAAGAACUGCUGAUCAAGCACCAUCGGGUGCACAGUGGGGAGAAACCCUACGAGUGCAGAACCUGCGGGAAGAGGUUCAGUGUGAGCUACAGACUUACCCAGCACCAGUUCACCCACACCAGGGAGAAGCCGUACAAGUGUGCCGAGUGCGGGAAGACCUUCUCGAACAGCUCUCGGCUCCUCCAGCACCAGCGGGUGCACACAGGGGAGAGACCCUACGAGUGCAGGACCUGCGGGAAGAGCUUCCGUGUGAGCUCAAACCUGAUCCAGCACCAGGUAACCCACACCGGGGAGAAGCCCUACAAGUGUGCUGAGUGCGGGAUGAGAUUCAGUGUGAGCUCAAACCUGAUCCAGCACCAGGUAACCCACACCGGAGAGAAGCCCUACAGGUGUGCUGAGUGCGGGAAGGGUUUCUCCAAGAAAGGGCAGCUUAUCGAACACCAGCGGGUACACACUGGGGAGAAACCCUAUGAGUGCAGGACCUGUGGGAAGAGCUUCAGCGUAAGCUCGACUCUCAUCCGGCACAAGGUAACUCACACCGGGGAGAAGCCCUACAAGUGUGCUGAGUGCGGGAAGAGCUUCUCCAACAGCUCUCACCUCCUCCAGCACCAGUGGGUGCACACUGCGGAGAAACCCUACAAGUGCAGGAGCUGCGGGAAGAGCUUCUGUGUGAGCUCAUCCCUUAAACGACACCAGCAGAUGCACACGAGUUAGAAGCUGUUCAAGUGUGCUGAGUGUGUGUCCUGCGUUCAACAGUAGCACGCAUUUUUUCUCCUUCUUGGUAGCUGGUGCAGUGCUGUGUUUUGACUUUCAGGCUGGGAACAUUGGUGAUAGCACAUACGGUUUUUGUUACUGCUGAGGUGUUGUAUUCUCUUCACUUGUUAUUUC